Liolophura sinensis is the source of this 9835-nucleotide messenger RNA. RefSeq lists its product as uncharacterized. The record is from RefSeq and is a predicted model, not a curated record. Lineage: Eukaryota; Metazoa; Mollusca; Polyplacophora; Chitonida; Chitonidae. The transcript is spliced from 5 exons. The coding region runs from base 779 to 1123 and encodes 114 amino acids.
ACAUUGCUUGCCUAUAGGAUGAUUGAUACUCCAACUACGUACAGGAAAUGGCGCACAAUUAUGGGACAGACUUACAUAUAUUUACAGAUUCACGCUUCGAAACAUAAGCUGUGUGCAGUCUCUAGAAUGUUUGUUUGGAUAUAUUUCUGUAUAAUUUGGAUUUUAUGUUAGCUUAUUAUUAACUUAAUAUCGUCCCUCAUUCAACAUGGAUGGGAAGGUCUGCCAGCAACCUGUGAAUGGUUGUGGGUUUCCACCAGGCUCUGCCUGGUUUCCUCAUGCUAUAAUGCUGGCCGCCGUCGUAUAAGUGAAAUAUUCACUUAUACAGCGUAAAAACACCAAUCAAUAAAUCAUUCAGCAUGAAAAGAAGCUGUUGAACAUUAAAUGUUUAAAGGUUUAAAGGUUUAAAGAGGGAAGUUGUUUCAAUAGUUACAUGUCAUAGGCUGAAUAUUGAACCCAAGCUCCCAGGACCAUUUUGCCAGGAAUUUUUGAGAAUAUAAGAAGUUUUCUUAGGGAGAAACUGUAGGUAGACAGUAUCUGGAACACUUUUUAACUGAUAUGUAGCAUUUGUAUUAGGUCCUGAUUCUUUCAAGAAAUAAAAUUAAAGGAAGAUCAAGAUGAAAAGGCUUUAUAUAAUAAGUCAUAUAUAUUUCUCUCUAGGAAUGAAUGUUGAAGGCACUUACGUUGAGGUUGUAUUGGCAAAGCCUGUGAACAAAACAGAUUACGUGAGAUAUUCCAAAAUUGGGACAAGGGGAUCUUUGGUGACAAGGGGAACUGGGCUAUGGCUAUGAUUUUGAUCCUAGUUACUCUCCACCAUCAUAUUACAACCCGAUGUCUCCACCACCUGCAAGGGGGUUGGCAGAGUGAGGUCACAUGGGCAUCAAAAGCCCUGUGCGAGGCCGAGGGCUCCAGAGGUAUAGGUGUGGGGCAAAGAGGAGGGAUGAUGAGUGGGUGGGGCUUUAAGAAGCAUCCAGCAGAGGUGCUCGAUGACCUUUGCCAGAAGAAUGGAUGGGGAAGUCCUGUAUACCAGCUUCAUUCUGCUGUGAUGGAAGUGGUGCCCAACAGCUCUUUUUGUACAAGGUACUACCAUAGGUUUCAACAAAAUGUUGACAAGAAACUUGUUUGAAGAGAUAAGAAUCAAGUUCUUUUGCUGGAAUGUAACUUUUUUAUUUAUUUAUACAAUUAAUCACAUCCAUGUGUACCAGAAAGAAUAAGAAGUAAGUUAUCUUAUAAAAACAAUUGAUCUGAAGUAAAUCGAAAAAAAGAAUUUUGUGGUUGUGAUUUAUACAUGUAUAAGUGUCAUGUAGAAGUUGAUGUUAGGCAUUUACAUUUUUAAUCUAUUUUAAAGUACAGUUGUCUUUCAGAUCACCAUACCAGCUCUCAGUGCUCAGUUUCCAAAUCAUAACCCAUUUGCCCCACAUAAACUGUGUUCUACUGUUGAGGGGGCAAAGGUUUUUGCAGCAGAGUACACUUUGGUGCAGUUAGGUGUGCCUGUUGAAGGUAAAGUUAGUGUCCAGAGAAAAAAGGAAAGACAAACAAAUGCUUCACUGCCCAAGCUCUACCCUUUUUCACUUAUGAUACAUGAUUGAAUAAGUGGCCAUUGUAGGCUUUGAUUUCUUCUUACUUUCCUGAGCCAGCUUUGCUUCUUGAAAGUUAAUUUAAGAAAGUAAGAGCUGUCUCAUUUUACAUGUUUAUAACAGUAUAUGAAAAGUAUAAAAACUUCUUUACUGGAUAAUAUGUAAUAAGACAUGCUGCAAAAACUUAAUUGCUGAAAAUUACUAUUAAUAGCUGAGUGAAAGGAGAAUGUGUAAAUAUGACAGCUCUAAAAGUAUGCUUCGUCCUCACCCUCCCUGCCUUGUAAUGUGCAUAGUGCUUCCUCAGGCUCACUUCAAAAUGCCAACCCAGUUCAAACCCAGAGGGCUGUUUUUCAGAGUACUUAUAGGCCUAGUCAGAAUUAAGCUAUCCUCAGUCUAUAAAUUGAGUGUUAUAAAUUAACAUGGCAAUUAGACCACAUGUGUAUUGUUAUGACUGCUUUGAAAAACUCCCUGUUGCCUAUUAUAUAACCAAGCUUUAAGUAUAACUUUGACUUGCAUGUUUAGAAAUCAGUAUACAAAGAAGAAUAAAGGAAAGAAGGUCUUUCUUUAACUUGGUAUUUUACAUGCACUGCAGUAAGGGGAUUUUCUGUUUAUAUGUUUUUCAACAUUUAUUUGACAUAUUUCAAAAUUUGUUGUUUCCAUUUAUGGACUUCAACUGGGUGGUGUAUAUAUUUGUGGGUCUGUUUGUCCUUAGAUGGUGAAGUGCGUGUAAGUACUAUGGUUGCCCCAUCCAGUCCAUAUCAGGUGGGACGUCCCAUUGCUCCUGCCUGUUCCCUGACAAAUGGUGCGCACUGUGAUCAUUUGACUCAUACCUCUGCCGUGCCUGUAAUGUCAAGCGCUUGUUACGGAGAUUCUCCGGGGAAAAUGCCUUCCACCCCAGAGUACAGUAGCCCGCCAUAUCCUUACACCCAGCCCAGCUAUGCCAGCCACUCCAGCCCAGCUGUGGAACUCCAUUGAUGACCUAAGGUACAUGUAAACUAAACACCUGCCUCAACACGACUCGCAUGAGAAAGGUUUGUAUUAUAAUGUGCUAUAAUAAAGACCAAAUAUUUUGACAUAUGGAGUUAGGAAAAUAAGCGUUUAAAUCAUCUUUUACAAUUUGACUUCAGACAAAAUCAGAUUUGUGGAACCGGUGCCUCGCGCGUUCUGGAUAACGAUAUAUGUUACUUAAACCCUGACCUUAGAAAUAAGCGAUGUUAGUCAAAUUUUAAUGUAAAAUAUUUGUGAUACCAAUCAAAGUUUCCAUCAUAAUGAAUAUAAAAAUGAAGCUGUUGUUCAUGUCUAGCCAAUAAGGACUGAUUGAAAAAUCCUCAAAUAAUUUAAUAAUUUAAUUUCUACCACAGGAAAACGAGAAAGAUUUAUGUGAAGUUGAACAGUAAAAUAAAUACUUUUACUGCGUUUACCACCGGUGUGACGUCACAGGUCAAAGUAAGUGGUUAGGUAACGGGUUAUUUAAGUGGUUAGGAAACGGGUUAUGUAAGCAGAAUAGCGGCCGGCGAUGACCUAGCGAGCAUGAUGGCAAGUGGGCUUAGAUUAGCCAUACAACGCUAACAGUGAUGUCCCAAUAAUUAUUUUGUUCAUUUUUACAUAAAUCCGUUUAAACAGGUGGGCUUCGAUUAGCCAUACAGUGCCAAAGGCUGUUCCCCAUCUAUAGCCGUGUCAACAAGCGGCCCAGAGUUAUUCCCCCUGAAAUUCUCUGAACGAAAUACGGCAUGUCUUUAUACUGCAUGAUCGUAUGAUAAAUAUGUCAGUUUCAGUCGACGGCCCGUAUGUCUAGCGUUAUGUUGUACUAAAAAACAUCACAUGAGUUCUGCAAAAAACACCAAGGCUAUCUGGGUGGCUGAAAAUGACACAAAUCCAAUCUACUAUCGCUGACAUCGAUUUGACAACAGGCAUUGUCCUGUGUAAUAUUCCAAAAUAGAAAAAACAAAUUUUUUUUCGCGUUGUUCUAGCUUCUGGAUUGUCUUAUAGAACAGCUUAUCAUGUCACACAAUUAUCUACUGGUAUCGAUAGUCAUACUUUUUCAUGUAUGUGCAGAAGCGAAUAGCUGUGGGUGUUGACCUAGCGAGCAUGAUGGCAACUGGGCUUAGAAGAGCCAUACAGCGCCAUCUAUGAUGUCCAAUAAUUAUUCUUUUAUUCAAAUUUACAUAGAAAAGGCACCAAAUCUAGAGAAUAUGACCACAGAAACGUGUUAGGCAACAUAUAGGCAAAAAAUAAGCUGAUAACUUGGAGGCAUACGGUUGUGUAGCACUCGCUGUGCCACUGCGAAAACAAUUCACCCGUGAAUCUUAAGUAUUGAAAAAUGGACCAUUCAUAGUAGGAAGAAACAACAAACCGAAUUGCCGAACUGUAGGCCCGACAAGCUCGCAUGCAUGUCCCAGAGUUCGGUGAAAUACCCGAGAGUUAUCGUCCCUUACCACUGUCAAACUCUAAUUUGUUUACAUUUUUUAAACAUGAUUACCUGUUUCAUUGUCCUCAAUGGUGAUGUCCCCAAGUAAAAUGAACAAAAACAGACCAAGUUUAACACAGCCUAUGAAAUCUACAAACCCAUUUUUCGCAGUUUCGGACAUUAAAAGUGUUGCAACACGAACCGACCACAUUCUGUUUAUACUUGUGGGCUUAGAUGAGCCACACGGCGCCGUCUGUGAUGUCCAAUAAUUAUUAUUUUAUUCCAUUAGAAUAGUAUCCAGUGUACAUGCAUAUUUGGGUGUUGUGUACGGCUUAUUCGAGGUAGGCAGACACGAGCAAACCAGGUCACGGUGAUCAAUCCAUCAAUCAAUCCAUACCAGGCAGGCAGGCCAGCCCAAAAAAAAAAAAAAAAAAUCCCACCGACAGGCUCUACGGUCCAUAGCGACGACCCUCUGCCUGCAGCAGUGAGCCUUCCUGGGCAAACAUUGUUGCGAAGACACGCUGAGCGAUCCUACCCACCAGCCAGCAGUCAGGCAGGCCAACAAUGUUGUCGGCUGUGGUUUGUUUUGACACGUGGUUUUGUUUUGACUGGCUGUGACCUGCCUGUCUGCCUGCUUGCCUGCCUGGCUCUCUCUAUCACGUACGGUGCAUUCCAUAACCCCUAGCUCAACUCAUUCAACCUCACCCGUGCUAUAGGUGAGACAUCACCAACACAAAUAACACAAAGACCGGGGAUGAUUCCCUAGUAAUGUAAGACCUGUUUGUCUGCGGUUGAAUCACCUGCGAGACUAUCUUACCUUGUCGGGUGGACACGUGACUGGCUUUUGGGGGAACAAGUGUUAAAUAUAUGCUGGACAAAGAAACACAAAUGCUCUGGUGGGUUUUCACAAGUGCCACAGCGUGAGAAUUUAUUACGUGAGGCAGAGGUAAUCAGUAUAAGAGUAGGAGUAUCUGUAAAUAGGUUUCUUCCCUUCCUUCCUUCCUUCUGAGUUUGGACAGUGUUCCCGCUGAGGGACUCACAAGGAGAAGCAGCCUGGAGGGUAACGUCUGGCAGUCAAGACGGUACAGCACCUGGGUGAAAUGUAUGAAUGAAGACUGGCUGUGAUCUUGGCGAAACACGUCUUGACUGCUCGGCUGUCUUGGAGGGAAUGGGAGAGCUUUCAAGUAUUAAUGAGUAAAUAAUUUAGAACUUAGCUUUUAAAGACUUAACAGAAGUGCCAUAUGAUCAUAACAGGUAAGUUAAACAAGUUACGGUGUUGGACAUGAUUAUUAACCCAAUUAUAUAAUAGACACGUUUGAUGUGUGUCCACAUGUAUACACAGCGACCUAUACACAUACAUGUAGGUCAAGGUAGGUUGAAGUUGAGAGGUCAGCCUGACAGUCAGACCAUAAUGCAUGUAACGUCUAAGCAUGGCAUCUAGAAACCAAGUGACAUCAUGCUAACAAUGAUCGCAACAUAGUCAAUACUAGAGAGGCCAAGGGUCACAGGGUUACCGGUAUCCUGUUUAAGAGAGGCAUCUAAACAUAAUGUCAAGUACGUUGCCAGGCUAAUAAGGGGCCAGGCUCGCAUUAGAAAUUUAGAUGACUCAGUGUAUCCACAUGAUGGGUACAAAUGCAUUUUAUGAUGCCAGGUCAUAUCUCAUAUAUAACAAGACAUGCUGGUCUAUGCCAGCUGACCUUCACCUCCAACCAAAACAUAACAUUCGUAAAUUACUCUUUUGAUCAUUAAACAUACAGGUUACAAAUCAAUAGUGUAGGUUAAUGUAUGCAGUAAUAAUCGGAGUGGUACAUUUUUAUGGGCUGUAUACAUAUUGUACAACCCACAACGGUUACCGCAUGAGGAACAAUGAUACGGGUCACGCAGGGUAUUUUGAUAAUACCUAUAAACUAAAUACAAUAUUACCACACGAUAGCCUAUAUGCAUAUUAACUGUAUAUACAAAGUUAAUAUCUAUAUAUAUGUAUCUAUCAACAAUAAUAACAAAUGCUUACUGACUGGCCAUAGAGAACAUGUACACUGGACUCAAAAUGUCAAAGUCCAAAAGCAUGAUAACUUCCAGUAUAUGUGCAUCUGCAGUGAUAUGUAAUUUCUGAGGACUGUGUUGUGUUAGGACUAUCACAGGCAUAACUAAAUACAAAAACUCAGAACAGUUACAAGUGGUUGCUUUUGUACUGAGUUUUCAUUUGGCCUGUGUACUGCUGGUGCAGCCAUCUUGUUUAGCCACUUGAUAGAGGCUGGGCUGAUAGGAUGAGAUUAACCAGCAGGGGUCAUCAGGGGCAAUAGAUGCCAAGGAGAAAUUAAUCCCUUCCAGAUGUGCUGCCACCUUGCUUACAUACACUGGGGUAAUACACAUGUCUGUAGCUACUGGAGGCUGGCAUGGUCAGCUCAAACAAAGGAAUUAAGCUUGACCAUGUGUUAACCAGUGUAAAAGGAACUAUUUGUUCUGGAAGUUAGGAGAUCAAGUUAAGUUUAGGCAAAAGCUAGUAGUUGAUACAUAUAGUCCUUAAAUUCCAGAUUAAUUUAAGUAAACAGUGGUCACUUUUUAAAACUAGUGAACUUAAGUGGGUUAAUAGUUCCAAUGUGGAGGUUUAUCCCAAACUAACACAGCUAACCAAAUAUUUUCACUGUAAACAGGUUGAUGGGAGAAGCAGUUAUCCCACCUGUUUCUUAGUGUAAAUUCCUGAAAGCUAUUCAGCCAAUCCUUUUAGAAUGUGUGUAUCUCUUUGCAGAGAUCACACUAACUUGUGAAUAACUACUCGAAGUAAUAACUUAAAUUACUCAAAAAGAUGUGCAUAAUAUAUCCUAUAUGGCACAGUCAGAUAAGUGCAUAUGUAACAACAAUUAUAUAUAUCAGUUUAUGGAAUUGUUCUGAGACCACAAGGGUUAAAUUCUUACCUGGGUGAAAUGUAUGAAUGAAGACUGGCUGUGAUCUUGGCAAAACACGUCUUGACUGCUCGGCUGUCUUGGAGGGAAUGGGGCUAAAACAAAGGGCCGCAUGGCAAGGCUAGGGUGUGGAGGUCAUGUGACCUCCAACCCCCUCUCAGGCCAUGGGCACUCCCCCACAAGCAUAAGGCUUGGUUACUGAUGUGACUAGUUUACUGGUGAACACCCAGAGCAGGUCUGGCCUGGAGAUUUGGGCAGAUCUGACCUUGGGGUUUACACUAAAAAAAAAAAACAGUAUUAUUAUUAUUUACAGCAAUGUACAGGCAUUUAACACGGAGCGUUGAUAGAGUAGUGACUGUGUGGUUGGCAGGGAGUCGCACUUCGUAUAUUAACCCGGGGCGAACAAUUUCUACAUAAUACUGCCGAAUGGGUCGGGGAUCCUUGACAUGCCGGCAGACGUCUUCAGUGUACGCUCGCAGCACCUGCAGUCGUCCCCCAUUCACCACACCAUCCGCAAACAUACUGAGAAGUACACCCUUGUAGCUUUGUAGGUCGUUGACGACAGCUACCCAGUCUUUCCACUUAGGUGUUGUACACAGCUUAGUCAGGUUAGAAAGACUUAAGGCAGACACCGUCGUCAUUCUAGUGCCGUCACCGACCGAACCAUAUCAACAUCAAUCAAAAAAAAAAAACACAACUCACUCCACUCACCUGAAGUAAAGGUAAGACAUCACCAACACAAAAGACCGGGGUGAAAUUUCAACCUUAAAACUUUUAUUUGAACUCGAACAAAGAACGAUGAAAUGUGUGUGUUUUCACGGUAAGACAUGCCACGUAAUGACGGUUGAAUCACCAAUAUGAAUGUCCUGGCACUGGUCAAUGUUUAUAACUCGCACCACCCUAGUCACCUUCCUGUAAAACACAUAGGUAGAACGAGAAUGAAUGAAGGGGGAAAAAAAACAAACAAAAGUCAGGGGUGCGAGGGGUAAGGGUGUGUUCACUAUCACCGUCGGGGAUGUUGGGGGCGGUAGUAGCAGCAGCAGCAGUCCCUUCCCCCUCCAUCUCCAUCCCCUGCUCUUGGGUGUCGUUAUCUUCAGCCUCCACCACCAUCACCAACAAGGCGUCGAUGUCGGGGAUGGCCUGUACCUGCUUUUGAACGUGAUACCCUCACUCGUCGGGUAGAGGGGACCGUUCGGACGGUAGGCUCGCCAUUUCUUCACAUGAACAUACAGGACACCGUCCGAGGUUGUCCGAGUGGAGAGAAAGUAACCGUUGGAUAACAGUUCCCGCGCUGGUAAGCCCACCUCGGGUAGAUUAGCAGUCAGGGUCUUGAGCCGAGUCCACCCUCCCCGUCAAGCCUGACACGCUUGGGUGGAGCGUUCGGGUCUAUGGGUGAUUGGCAAAUCUCAAUCGUCUCGUCUAUACACACCCUCGGCAGGUUGUUGCAGCUCGACAAUGGUGGGUAGCAGGGCAGGGACAGAAGCAGAGCGUUUCAUCCUGAUGGCAGCAUGCAGGGGAUUAGCAGUCGUAGAGCGUUUCAUCUCGGCAGUCUCUCUUCUCUCGGCAGGCAGUAGGAUAGAAGCAGGUAGGUAAGCAGGCGGGUCAGUAGGCAGCUAAGUCUAAGGAUGGCUGUCGUCUUCUCCCGGCUGGGCGCCGUCACUUCCUGUGACGUCACACUCCACUCACUCCCUAAUACCGCACCAACUCAACAUUUCCUACUACUGGAAAGUCUGUAACUUACUUGGCGAAGAACACUGGUUUACUCCAGGACCUCCGGUUUUCAUCACCCAUGAGCCCAACCGCCGUUUCAUUAGUAAUGAAUUAUUCAGAUUAAUGUGGCAAUCAUGUUAAAUAAAUCAACCAAUAGAUAAAUACCUAAAUAUAAAUACAAUGGAAUGUAUCCUAACAUCUCCUGCAUUGCACUUCUUAUGCGCCUCUAUCACAAGAUAAACCAGGCAAUCAGGUUAUUUUAAAGGUGGAGAAAACAUGAAAAUGAAAUAAGGUUUAGAUGAAAGAUUGCCAAAAGUUAUUCCUAAAUGUGGUCUUCAAUAUUUUUUCCUCCAGGAGAAAAAGACAGUUGAAAGUAAUUUUUGUAUGGUGGGUAUUUCGGACCACCUUUUGGUAUUUAUAGUCUUUGUUUAAUGAGUGAGUGCUUGGGGUUUAACGUCGUGCUCAACAAUUUUUCAGUCAUAUGACGACGAAGUCUUUGUUUAAUAAUGUCAUAAAUGAGGAUGAAACACAGAUUUAAUAAAUAUUGUUGCACUAGAAUUUGUUCUUUACAGUUAACACGUGUUAAACCUCAAUUUGGAUCAUAUUUAUAUUUUUAAUAUGUUCAUAAAUAUUAUUAUAAUUAAGGUUAAAUGCAUAUGUUUCCAUAUAAACAAAUUUACAUUCAAAAAAAUUUAUUAGACAAGCAUCACAUCCUUUUUUACAACAUUAUCAUCCAACAACGAUCAAUACCAAAAGUUGGUCCCAAAUACCACCAUAGAAAAAAUUUUCAAAUAUGCGUUUCUCCCGAAAAAAAAGAAGCCAAAAAAUAUUAAAGUUCAUAUUUGCAAUUAAGUUUUGACGCCCUUUCAUCUGAUUUUGGCAUCAUUUUUCUCCUUUAACUUUGCUCCUAGGACAUUAAGGGCUAUAAACUUUUUUAUUUUCCUCUUAAAAAUCAGUAUGACCAGUUUCUUAAGCUGUUUUUAAAGCCCCUAUGCCCCUCACUUCAAAUGUGAUGGAGCGUCCGCUCCGUGAGCGGUAGAUCCAGGGUCAAUCCUGGGUAGAGUCACACCUAAGACUUUAAAAGAAGGAGUUAUAACUUCCUCGCUUGGCGUUCAGUAUGAAGUUGAUAGUGCAACAACUGGUUGACGAGUAUCAGUAUAAUGGUUCGGGCAGGGUGGCUUACUUGCCUUCGGUUAGUCGUCUCAGUGAAGCAGCACUAGAUAAAAGAGCGAUGGAAAUCC